CCUCCAUCCGCAAGGACCUCGGCUCUCCGAGUCGACCCGCCGUGAAGUCGAGACGCCUUCACCGGAACUCUACCUGUGACCGCCUUCCUCCACGCAGCCCCACUCUCACCACUGCUCCUCCUCCACCAUCUCUGCCUCGUCGCUCUCGGGGGGCAGGAUGGCGCGGGCCUCUUUUGGGGCCACACUCGGCUGUGCCCUGCUGGCCCUGGUCUUGGGGGCCGGCGUGGAACUGGGGAGUCCCCCCGCUGCGGGGUUCUACCCGCGCUUCAACCCCUUCUUCUUCCUGUGCACCCACCACGGGGAGUUGGAGGGAGCCGGGGUGGCGGAGGGAGACGCAGGGGUGCUCCUCACCUUACAGAUGGCUGGGAACCCCACCACGUACACCCCAGGACAGGAAUACCAAGUGACUGUCUCCACCAGUACCAGUUUUGACGGUCUUCUGGUGACUGGCCUCUACACGUCCAACCCGGUCCAGUCAGCUCCUAUCACGGCCCCAGCAGCUUUCGGUUUUGGUGGGAUGCCGGAGCAGCGGCCGUUCGCCACCCAGUUCGUGUGCAGCGUGGUGGCGUCUCACGUCAGCCAGCAGCCCUCCACCAGCCUCAGCUUCAUAUGGAUCGCCCCGCCGGCCGGCACCGGCUGUGUCCACUUCCUGGCCACUGCUACACAUCGAGGACAGAUCAUCUUCAAGGACGCUCUCGCCCAGCAGCUGUGUGAGCAGGGAGCACCCACCGAGUCCCCACAGAGGCCUACUCUAGCUGAGAUCCAUGGAAACCAUGCUGUACUGCGUGACGACUUUGACUCCAACCUGCAGGGAGAACUGGACCCCAGCAUUUGGUCGGAGUGCCGUAACUGUGAGGUUGGAGAACAGUGUGGGGUUCUGAUGCAGGGCAGAGCAGUCACUUUCUGUGAGCCCUUCGGAGAGAGAGAGAUGACCACUGUCCCUCUCAACACCACCACAGCCUCAGUGCUCCAGUUUGCCUUGGGAUCGGGCUCGUGCCGGUUCAGUUACGCUGACCCCAGCAUCAUCGUUUCGUUCAGUCUGACCAGGAACAACGACUCAGAUGACUGGAUCACCCUGGAGAAGAUCAGAGCACCAACUAACAGCAGCACAGUGGUCCACCUCCUGCCCCUGCCUCGGGGCUCCAGGGGGGACGGGGUACGUCUGCGCUGGUCCCAGGAGGCCCCACAGGGGCCCGAGGGCUACGAGUCGUGCUGGGGCCUGGACAACGUCCUGCUGGUUAAUGCGGCUCACAGACCCCCCCUGCUGGAGGACAACCUGGACCCCUUGGACACGGCCAACUGGCUGUUCUUCCCCGGCGCCAUCGUCAAGCAUGCCUGUCAAUCUGAGGGCAACACCCUGUAUUUCCAUGGCAAUAAUGAGGAGGGGGUUGGCCACACCUUCGCCUCCACCCGAGACAUCGACCUGCACAGGGAGGAGGGGCGGAGCUACUGGGAGGAGGACUUUGAGGGCCCGUCUGCCAACUGGGCCAUUGAAGGUGCGGUGUAUGGGACCCAGUGUGGGGAGAUGGAGUCGGGCCUGUCCCUGGUGUUUGAGCGGGCCGGGGAGAGGCGGUUGUGUACACCCUACCUGGACACCACCUCCUACGGGAACCUGCGCUUCUACUUCACCAUGGGCGGUGGCGAGUGUGACCCAGGAGAGUCACAUGAGCAUGAUGUCAUCUUGUUUGGGAGGUCAGAAGGCAGGAGGGACCAUGUACUGCUGGAUACCCUGCCAUACUCCUCCUACAGGACCUCAUCGGUGGUCUCCGUAGCCCUGCCCACCGACCUCCAGACGCCCGUCACGCAGUUCUGCCUGGAGCAGCGGGCACACGGCGGCGCCGGGCGCCAUGUCUGGGCGGUGGACUUCAUGCAGCUGCUGCCCAUCCUGCCGGGCACCCACACCCACGUGGCCCAGUUCUCCAUCAACCUGGGCUGCGGGUCCUACCAGCCGGCCAACAGCGUGAGUCUGGAGUUUUCCACCAACCACGGCCGUUCGUGGUCUCUGCUCCAUACGGAGUGUCUCCCGGACCUGUGUUCCGGGCCCCAUUUGCCGCACAGCACCGUCUACACUUCGGACAACUACAGCGGUUGGACCAGGAUCGCCAUCCCUUUGCCCAACGCUGCCCUGACGGAGACCACCCAGUUCCGGUGGCGGCAGAGUGGCACGGGAGCGGGCAAUAUGUGGGCCAUAGACAAUGUCUACAUCGGUCCGUCCUGCCUGCGCUUCUGCUCUGGAAGGGGACACUGCUCCCGCACUGGCUGCAAAUGUGACCCAGGGUUUAGUGGUCCAGCGUGUGAGCUGGCCUCCCAGACCUUCCCAGCCUUCCUGUCGGAGGGCUUCUCCAGCCCCAGACUGUCCUCCUACCACAGCUUCUCCUCUUUGAGAGGAGCAGAGGUGAGUUUCGGCUGUGGAGUUCUGGCUAGUGGGAAGGCCCUGGUGUUUAACAGAGACAGCAGACGCCACCUGAUCACGGCACCCCUUGAUAGCUCCCAGGCUAGGUAUCUCCAGUUCACUCUGCGUCUGGGCAGUCGUAGCAGCCUGAGCUCCUGUCCUGCCCCCGACCAGCCAGGAGAGGGCGUCCUGCUGCAUUACUCCUCAGACAAUGGCAUCACCUGGAACCUGCUCCAGCACUACUCCUACCAGGGCUUCCAUGAACCCAGGAUAGUAUCUGUAGAACUCCCCCCCGGUGCCCGCAAGUUUGGCGUCCAGUUCCGCUGGUGGCAGCCGUACCACUCUGGCCGGGGACAUGACGUUUGGGCGGUGGAUGAGAUCACCAUGACCUCUGUGCUCUUCAACACCAUCAGUCUGGACUUCAGCAAUGUGCUGGAUGUCACCCAGAGUCUGGGCUUCUACCUGGGACACGUCCAGCCCUACUGCCAACACGACUGGACCCUCAGUUUCUCCGGGGAGCCCAACCCCGGUUCCAGUAUCCGUUACGUGGAGACCCAGUCGAUGCAGAUCGGGGCGUCCUACACACUGCAGUUCUCAUUGGUCAUGGGUUGCGGCAGAGACCCCUCCCCCCACAUCGACACACAAGUCCGCCUAGAGUUUUCCACCAAUCACGGCCUCACCUGGCACCUGGUCAAAGAGGCAUGCCUCCCGGGGAUGACCAGUUGCUCGGAGUUCACCGCCCCCAGUGUGUACCACCCGUCUGAGUUCACCGACUGGAGGCGGAUCACACUGCCCCUGCCGCACAGAGCAUGGUCCAGUGCGACGCGGUUCCGUUGGAUCCAGAACUACUAUGGGGAGCAGGACGACUGGGCUCUGGAUGACAUCUACAUUGGACAGCAGUGCCCCCAGAUGUGCCGGGGCCACGGAUGGUGUGACCACGGACACUGCAGGUGUGAUGAAGGUUUCUCAGGCCCAGACUGCCAGACCUCCUCUCCACUCUCCUCCAGCGUCCUAUCAGACUUUGAGUCCCAGGAUAGCCUCUCGGCCGCAUGGCAGGAAGUGAUUGGUGGAGAGGUCGUUACCCCUGACAUGGGCUGUGGGGUGGUCUCCUCUGGGUCCUCACUCUACUUCAGCAAGGCUGGACUGAGGCAGUUGGUGAGCUAUGACCUGGACACAGAGUGGGCGGAGUUUGUACAGUUUUACCUGCGUGUGGGUGGAGACUGGGUGGAGUGUAACACGGCAGACAGCAGGGAGGAGGGAGUUCUUCUUCAGUACAGUAACAAUGGAGGAAUCAGCUGGGGACUGAUUGCUGAGAUGUACUUCACUGACUUCACCAAGCCCAGGUUUGUUCACUAUGAGCUGCCGCUGGCCUCCAAGACUCCCUGUACCCGCUUCAGAUGGUGGCAGCCCCUCCACUCUGGCGAGGGUUACGACCAAUGGGCCAUCGAUGAUGUCAUCAUACUAUCAGAGAGAGAGAAGCACAUCAUCCCAGUGGCCAUCCCAACCCUGCCUCAGAACUUCUACGAGAAGCCUGCAUUUGACUACCCGCUGAAUCAGAUGAGUGUGUGGCUGAUGCUGGGUAACGAGGGCCUGGAGAAGGAGAGGAACGGCAGCUUCUGUGCCCCCACACCCUCUGCCAUGGUGUUUGGGCGCUCUGACGGGGACAGGGUGGCUGUCACCAGAGACCUGGCGUUGAGGCCAGGGUAUACCCUACAGUUUAAGUUGAACAUCGGCUGUGAGUCUGAGUUCAGUGCGUCGGCCCCCGUCCUGCUGCAGUACUCCCACGAUGCUGGUCGUACCUGGGCGCUGGUGCGUGAGGGCUGUUACCCAGGAACCUCGGGGGCGGGCGGGUGCGAGGGCAGUGGGCGGGAGCUCAGGGAGCCCACCGUUUACAGCACAGGAGACUAUGAACGCUGGACCAGGGUCACCGUGGUGAUACCGCGCACCGUGGCAGCCAGUAAAACUCGGUUCCGGUGGUUCCAGGAGAGUAGCGUGCACAGAGACGCUCCAGCCUUCGCCCUGGACGGAGUCUACAUCUCAGAGCCCUGCCCAAACCAUUGUGGAGGACAUGGGGACUGCAUCUCUGGGGUCUGCUUCUGCGACAUGGGAUACACAGUGGAGCAGGACAGUUGUGUGCCAGCGGUGGCCAGCCCCACAGAGCUGGCGGAGGGCUUUGAGGGCAAGCUGAGCCCCUUGUGGCAGAGCCUUAGCGGCGGGCAGAUCGGAGGGGGCUGUGGGACCAUCAGCGAGGGCAAGGCCCUGUACUUCAGCAGCCCGGGGAGGAGGGAGGCCCGUACGCUGCCCCUGGACACCACCAACACACGACUUGUCCAGUUCUACAUACGGAUUGGAGGGAAGAAUGUUGGGCCCUCCUGCACCAGACCCCGCUCCCGCAAUGAAGGAGUGAUAGUCCAAUUUUCCAUCAACAAUGGGGUGCAGUGGCAGUUCCUGCGUGAGUUGGACUUUGGGUCCUUCCUGGAGCCCCAGGUGGUGACCAUAGAACUGCCUCCGCCUGCCAAGACCCCCUACACCGUGUUCCGCUGGUGGCAGCCCCAGCAGGGAAAACACUCAGCCCAGUGGGCUCUGGACGAUGUUCUGAUCGGUAUGAACGACAGCUCCAGGACUGGUUUCCAUGACAAGUUUGACGGUUCGUCCCCGCUGAGACACAGCUGGUACCGGGUUCAGGGUGGGGAGGUCACCGUGGACUGUCUGUCUCUGGACACAGCCCUGUCCUUCACCAGCGACGCCACCGACAAGAAGCCGAGAUAUGCAGAGAGCUGGGACUUUGAGGUGUCUGGCUCCUCCUUCCUGCAAUUCGACCUAUCAAUGGGCUGCAGUAAGGCUGCCGGCUCCUCCCACGGAGUCCGGCUGGAGUACUCAACAGACUGCGGCCGCCACUGGAGUCUCCUGACGCCGGAGUGUGUCCCUCCGGCCAUCGGCUGUGCCGGCUACACCAUGAGCUCCAUAUACACCGCCACGCAGUACAGCCGCUGGAGAAGGGUCACCGUCUACCUGCCCAGCGCGGCCAAUUCUCCCAGGACACGGUUCAGGUGGAUCCAGCCCUUCUUUAUCCCCGGGGCCGAUGGCUGGGCCCUGGACAACGUCCUUCUGGCCCCUGGCUGUCCCUGGAUGUGCUCGGGACACGGCCUCUGUGACAACGGCCGCUGUGUGUGUGACCGGGGUUAUGGUGGGGCACACUGUGUCCCUCUAGUCCCCCUGCCAUCUGUUCUGAGAGAUGACUUCAAUGAGAACCUGUCAGCCGAGACCUGGCCUGAGGUGUAUGGGGCAGAGAGGGGGACACUCAGCGGAGAGCCACUAAAAUCUGGCACUGCACUCAUCUUCAAGGGGGAGGGUUUGCGUAUGCUGAUGUCAAGGGACCUGGACUGCAGCAGUACUCUCUACAUUCAGUUCUCCUUCAAGUUCAUCACUAAAGGUGUUCCAGAACGUUCCCACUCAGUGUUACUGCAGUACUCUGUGAACGGAGGGAUCAGCUGGCUGCUGUUGGAUGAGUUCUAUUUCCCCACCUCCACCCACACGCUGUUCAUCCACCUCCCACUGUCUGCCAGCGCCCAGACCAAUGCCACCCGUUUCCGGCUCUGGCAACCAUACAACAGUGGGAAGAAAGAGGAAGUGUGGGUGAUUGAUGACCUGAUCAUUGAUGGCAGCUCCCUCAACAACCCACCAGUAAUUUCAGACAGCUUUGAGGGCGGAGCCCAGGACUACAACUGGCUGUUCUACCCAGGGGGCACCACUGGACUCUACUGCCCCUACCAGAAGACUGGGAUGGAGGAGGAUGAGUCCACAAUGGUGUUUGUCUCAAGUGAGCUUGGAGAACAUUCCAUCACCACCAGAGAUAUUGAUGUCAACGAGAACACCAUCAUCCAGUUUGAGAUCAACGUGGGCUGUACGACGGACAGCUCCUCGUCCAACCCCGUGAGGCUGGAGUUCUCCAGGGACUUCGGGGCCACCUGGCACCUCCUGGUGCCCCUGUGUUCAGGGGGACCCCAACCUUCGUCCCUGUGCUCCACGGAGCUGCACCCCGCCAGUGUCUAUUACCCCGGGACCACGCAGGGCUGGCGGAGGGAGGUCGUACACUUCGGCAAGCUCAGGCUCUGCGGCUCCCUACGAUUCCGUUGGUACCAGGGCUUCUUCUCCAGCGGCUCGUCCCCUCCGACCUGGGCCUUGGACAGCGUGUACAUCGGACCUCAGUGCCAGGACAUGUGUAAUGGACACGGGGCAUGUGUCAGGGGCACCCACUGUCUCUGUGACCCUGGGUACUCAGGUGCAGACUGCUCCGAACCCGACACUCCCAACCCCGACUUCCUCAAGGAAGACUUUGAAGGAGGGGCGGUGGAUGCUGAGCGGUUUAGGCUGCUGAGCGGAGGGAAGCCGAGCAGGAAGUGUGGCAUCAUGUCCAGUGGGAACCAUCUGUUCUUCAGCGAGGACGGCCUGCGUAUGUUGGUCACUAACGACAUGGACCUAGCCAAUGCAAGGUUUGUUCAGUUCUUCCUCCGCCUGGGCUGUGGUAAAGCCCCCCCAGACCCCCGCUCCCAGCCCGUCCUGCUCCAGUUCUCUGUGGACGGAGGUCUGACCUGGGGUCUGCUGCAGGACUUCCUCUUCUCCAACAGCAGCAACCACGCCCGCCUGGUGGCCCUGGAGAUCCCACUGCGUGCCCGAACCCCCUCGACACGGCUACGCUGGUGGCAGCCCUCUGAAAAUGGACACUUCUACAGCCCCUGGGUCAUUGACCAGGUGGUGGUGGGCGGCAGCGCCAGUGGUUGGGGCCCUCUAGAAGAUGAUUUCUCCACCAUGGACGGUCGUUCCUGGCUCCUCCACCCUGGGGGCACUCGGAUGCCUGUGUGUGGUUCUGACGGGGCGGCCUUCGCCUUCAUAGAGAAGUCCAACACGCGCUACGCCGUCACCACGGACAUCAGCCUGGGCCAGGAUGCUUUCAUACAGUUUGACUUCUCGGCUUCCUGCUCCGUCACUAACUCCUGCUAUGCCAUUGAGCUGGAGUAUUCUCUGGACCUGGGUCUAACCUGGCAGCCUGUUGUCCGGGACUGCCUCCCCACCAGCCCAGACUGUUCUUCCUACACCCUGCAGAGGCUGCUGGUGGCCGACACCUACAACAAGUGGGGCCGAGUCACCCUGCCCAUCCCUACCUACGCCAGGUCUCCGGCCACGCGGUUCCGUUGGUUCCAGCAGGCUCCGUUCGACAAGCAGCAGACCUGGGCUCUGGACAAUCUCUACAUUGGAGACGGCUGUCCUGACAUGUGCUCCGGACACGGACGCUGCCAGCAGAGCUCCUGUGUGUGUGACCCAGAGUGGAGAGGGGAGUACUGCGAUGAGCCUGUGGCCCCCCUGCCCUCCCAGCUCAAGGACAGUUUCAGCCGGGCCCCCUCCAUCAGCCACUGGCACCUGGUGACGGGCGGGAAGCUCAGCACCGUGUGUGGGGCCGUGGCAUCGGGGGCCGCCCUCCACUUCAGCGGGAGUUGUAGCCGCCAACUGGUGUCUGUGGACCUGAACCUGACCCAGGCAGAGUUUGUCCAGUUCUACUUCAUGUACGGCUGCAUGAUCCCGCCUAGCAACCGUAACCAGGGCGUGCUGCUGGAGUUCAGUUUGAACGGAGGCAUCAGCUGGAAUCUACUGACAGAGAUCUUCUACGACCUGUACAGCAAACCAGGGUUUGUCAACGUGCUGCUGCCCCCCGCAGCCCGACAGGAGGGUGUGCGCGUGCGCUGGUGGCAGCCGACCCACGAGGGGGCGGACCACAGCGACUGGGCGCUCGACAACGUGCUCAUCGCCGGCUCCGACCCGCGGGCGCAGAUCUCCGACACCUUUGGCGGGGUGGCGCUGCCCAAUCACGAGAGGGCGCCAGCCGACGGCGACCCCACCGGACGGAUAGGCCUGCUGAGUGAGGGCGAGGAGGAGAGCACCUCAGUGAGGGACCACUGGCUGUUCAGUGAGGACUGUGCCGUCCAGAGGUUCUGCAGCUCCCCCGAUGGUGUCAUGGUGUGUGGAAGUGAUGACGGGAGGGAGGUCUAUGCAGUCACACGUGACAUCGUUCCUGAUAAGGGAUGGGUCAUGCAGUUCAAGAUAGCAGUGGGCUGCAGUGUGCCCCAGCGGUAUGCAGAGCGACAGGUCCAUGUCCAAUUCUCUGUGGACUUCGGGGUGUCCUGGAGGUACCUGGCGCCCCAGUGUCUCCCUGCUGACCCCCGCUGUGGAGGACAGGUCUCCCAGCCCAGCGUGUUCUUCCCUGCCAUGGGCUGGAAGCGGGCUGUCUACCCCCUACCAGACAGCCUGGCCGACACGGCGGUGCGUUUCCGCUUCUACCAGCAGCACUCGGACACCCAGUGGGCUCUGGAUAAUUUCUACAUUGGGCCGAGCUGUGACAGACACUGUGGUGGACACGGAGACUGUCUGGACCAGAGAUGUCUCUGUGACCCCGGAUUCACUGGACCCAACUGCUACGCCAGCGAUGCACUGAAGGCAUCUCUGAAGGAACGUUUUGAUUGGGAGGGCGCCCCAGGCCCCCAGUGGCAGGUUCUGGAGGGGGGCCAUCCCUGCACUGACUGCGGAGUGCUGGUGGAGGGCACGGCUCUGUACUUCGGAGGAGCCGACGCCAGACAGGCGAUCACCGCCGACCUCGACCUCCGCGGAGCCAAGUUUGUAGAGUACUGGGCCAGGAUCGGCAGUGAAGACAACAUGACUUUGUGUCACCGCCCAACCUGUCGCAAAGAGGGAGUGCUGCUCGACUACUCUACAGACGGAGGUGUGUCCUGGACCCUGCUCCAUGAAAUGGACUAUCUGAAGUACGUGUCUGUGAGGCGUGAUUACAUAGUUCUACCAGAGGGGGCUCUGUCCAAUGCCACGCGGCUGAGGUGGUGGCAGCCUUUCUCUGUCUCCUUCGGCCUGGCUUCAUCUGGGCUGGAGCGUGCUCAGUGGGCCCUAGACAACAUUCUGGUGGGAGGGUCUGACAUCAACCCCUCCACCUUGAUUGACAACUUUGAUGACGAGGGUGUGUCCCAUGAGGAGAGCUGGAGCUUUUACCCGAACGCGGUGCGCACCGCAGGCUUCUGCGGCAACCCCUCCUUCCACCUCUACUGGCCUAACAAGAACUUGGACCAAACACACAACAUCCUGGCCACCCGCGAGCUCAUAGUCCAGCCUGGAUACAUCCUACAGUUCAAGAUUGUGGUGGGUUGCGAGGCAGACAGCUGUGAAGACCACCAUUCCGUCCUGCUGCAAUACAGGAAGGACGCCAGAUCUGACUCAUGGCAGCUGGUCCAGUCAGAAUGCCUUCCGUCUUCUGUGAACAACGUUGGCUGUUCUCCGUUCAUGUUCCAUGAGUCCACCAUCUACAGUCCUGUCAACAGCUCCACCUGGACCCGGGUCACCGUCCAGCUGCCUGACCACGUCUCCUCUGGGGCCACACAGUUCCGUUGGAUCCAGAAGGAGGGGGCCGGCGAGCGCCACAGCUGGGGCGUGGACCACGUGUACAUUGGAGAGGCUUGUUCGGGCAUGUGCAGUGGUCAUGGUUACUGUACCAGCGGGGUGGUCUGCAUCUGUGACGAGGGUCACCAUGGCGAUGACUGCUCCCUGUCCAGCAGUGACCUACCCAGCUCUAUAAAGGAUAACUUUGAGUCAGGCAGUGUGUCGGAGGAGAGCUGGCAACUCAUCCAGGGGGGCGGGGUUGGCAGUGGAUGUGGUCAGCUGUCCCCCCACGCCCACGGAGACUCUCUCUACUUCAACGGCUGUAAGAUGAGGCAGGCUGUCACCAAGCCACUAGACCUCACACGAGCCAGUAAGAUCAUGUUUGUGCUCCAGAUAGGCAGUGUGUCCCAGACAGACAGCUGCAACACAGCCCUGGACCAGGCUGACACAGUGGACCGGGCCGUUCUGUUGCAGUACACGGUCAACAGCGGGGUCAGCUGGCACGUCAUCGCCCAGCAUCAGCCCAAAGACUUCAUCAAGGCCCAGCGGGUCUCCUACAACAUCCCACUAGAGGCAAGGGUCAAAGGGGUGGAGCUGCGUUGGUGGCAGCCGCGUCACGACGGUGCAGGACAUGACCAGUGGGCGCUGGACCAUGUGGAAGUAGUUCUGCGGCCGGGGUUCCUGCCCCCCCAGACCUUUCUGCGAGACAGCAGCACCCCCCUCUACCACCUCCGCCCCCUCCUCCCCUCUCGCGCUCUAACCUCUGCUCUCUUCUGUAUUCUGCUCCCUGUGGCAUGGCUUACCCGUAAACAAAACUACAUGAUGAACUUUGCCAGACAGACCGGCCUACGCCACUACUACAGCCGGAAGAGGAGGGCACUGCUACAGCAGCGCGCCUAA
This is a messenger RNA of Esox lucius (northern pike), 10726 nucleotides long. RefSeq names its product reelin (gene reln). NCBI's taxonomy places the organism in Eukaryota, Metazoa, Chordata, Actinopteri, Esociformes, Esocidae. Gene Ontology annotation, biological process: neuron migration; central nervous system development. Bases 158 to 10726 code for a protein of 3522 amino acids. The record is from RefSeq and is a predicted model, not a curated record. The transcript is spliced from 68 exons. Gene Ontology annotation, molecular function: lipoprotein particle receptor binding.